ACUCAGUUAAAUUGAAUACUCAUACGUUUAUUACCGUGUAGUGUACUGCCUAUAAAUACCGUGCAUUGCACAGCACAGACCCACGAUACAACAGGACCGGGAGACGGCACCAAAUUAACUGGACCGGCUAAUCAACGAUUAGUAGCUUCUUCUCUCAGUCCGACAGACAGACAGAGCCAGGACAAACCAUGAGGAAGAGGUCGAGCUUUGCACGGGCCAGCUGCCUCGGCGUCCUCCUCGUGCUGGUGCUCGCGCUCCAGCAGCAGCAGGUCGACGCGGACGAGAUGUCGUGCUCCGACGUGGUCUCGGGCGCGUCGCCGUGCCUCGGCUUCUUGCAGGGCGAAGAGGACUACCCCUCAAGCGACUGCUGCGAAGGCGUGUCCAGCCUCGUGGCGGCCGCGGCCACCACGGCCGACCGGCAGCAGGCGUGCGAGUGCCUCAAGUCGGCAGCGGGAGACGGCAGCGCCGAGGCCUCCGCCGCGCGGGACUUGCCGGCCGACUGCGGCCUCUCGCUGCCUUUUACUAUCUCCCCUGACGUCGACUGCUCUCAGAUCGAGUGAGCAUAAGUGAUUCAUCAGAGUAUGGAUCAUUUCGGAUCCGAUGAAGAUGAGGAAUAGGUACUCUGUUCUUGAGCUACAUUACGACGGAAUAAACUGUCUCGUGAAGUAACCAGUAUAUCUCGUUGUGUCAAAUGCAUGCGUGUGUGCGCCACUGUUGGCCAAUCUGUACUUGUGUGUGCUACUACUACUAGUCCUUGAUGAACAAUUUUGUGCCUUUUCGUUAGUCUCC
Molecule: messenger RNA, 789 nt
Organism: Brachypodium distachyon (stiff brome)
Lineage: Eukaryota; Viridiplantae; Streptophyta; Magnoliopsida; Poales; Poaceae
Product: non-specific lipid-transfer protein 2B
Exons: 2
Coding region: 189-560 (123 amino acids)
Biological process (GO): lipid transport
Cellular component (GO): membrane
Molecular function (GO): lipid binding
Source: RefSeq, a predicted model, not a curated record